UGUACUAUUGAAUCAUGACUCGUAAAAUAUAUAUUUUCAUUUAGAUGGAUUUGAUUACCUAUCUGAGGAAUACAAUUGCCAGCAUAACAGAGACCUGGGAAAGUUUUCUUCUUGAAAUAGAUCACAAGUUAUCCAAAUACGCAAAAAAAGUACCUGAAGGCGGUAUAACAGCAGAUUUCCUUGACUUACUAAUUUUUGGCAUAUGCGCAUCAGAGCUGCAAGAAUUUCUUAUGCAUGAUCUAACAAAGAAAGGUCUAGAGAAAUUUGGACAAACUAUCGAGAUGAGCUAUACCAAUAUACAGAAGCUCUUACUGAAGAAUAUAAACAAGUAUGGUCAAAAUGUGACCUUCCAGUUGGCAGAGUUACGUGGUAUGGGUAGGUUUGAUUGUAAAUAUGAGAUUGUUGGACUAUCCGAUGAAAAGAUAGCUCAAGCAAUUCAAUCUUGUGGAGCGUUUUUGAUCAAGGCGGGUGAGAUUCAGCAAAUAAUAAACAAUUCGGUGAUCAACUAUAAAGCAUUCUUUAGGUGGUUAUAUGGAGCUAUACUUACAUUGAUGGAUGAAAAUGUUCCUGGAGAGAUACACAGCUCCUGGUGAAGAUGGCAAAGUCCAUUGAAAGCUAG
This is a messenger RNA of Acanthoscelides obtectus, 619 nucleotides long. Lineage: Eukaryota; Metazoa; Arthropoda; Insecta; Coleoptera; Chrysomelidae. The record is from the annotation of a GenBank genome assembly.